Molecule: messenger RNA, 1204 nt
Organism: Tachyglossus aculeatus (Australian echidna)
Lineage: Eukaryota; Metazoa; Chordata; Mammalia; Monotremata; Tachyglossidae
Product: complement C1q and tumor necrosis factor-related protein 9-like
Exons: 4
Coding region: 98-1096 (332 amino acids)
Molecular function (GO): protein binding
Source: RefSeq, a predicted model, not a curated record
GCCACUGGGCUGCCUUAGUGGCCGCGAAGUCCCAGCUUUCACCAGCCCUGCUGUCAUCUCCGGUGGGGGCACAGCCCCAGCAAGGCCAGCACGAGCGAUGAGCAUCUGGUGGGUGGUGUUGGUGGUCAGCAUCGGCACAGAGCCAGUGCUGGGCCAGGAGAGCUGCGGGCAGGGCCACCCCGGCGUCCCUGGGAGUCCUGGCCACAAUGGCUUGCCUGGAAGAGACGGGCGAGAUGGAGUGAAGGGUGACAAAGGGGAUACAGGUGACAUUGGACUACGGGGCAGGCCGGGAGCAGAUGGGCUGGCUGGACAGAAAGGAGAGCCAGGAGCUGCCGGGAAGGUUGAAGAGAAGGGCAACAAAGGGGAGCCGGGCCAGAGGGGAUGGCCGGGGAAGUUCGGCCCCAAGGGACUCGUGGGGCCGGUGGGUGACAGGGGUCAGAAAGGGGAGCUUGGGCUGCAGGGCCACAAGGGGGUCAAGGGUGACGUGGGGCCCGUGGGGCCCUCGGGGCCCCGGGGGGAGGCAGGCCCCCGGGGGGACGUGGGCCUGCCAGGGGCUGUGGGGCUUGUGGGCCCACCGGGCCCCAGAGGGGGUGAGGGAUCCCCAGGUCCCACCGGCAUCCAGGGCCUCCAAGGUGUGCGGGGCUGGAAAGGUGAGCGGGGGGAGAAGGGGCGGGUGGGCGAUGCCCCCGAACUGAUGAAAAGCGCCUUCACCGUGGGGUUGACCGUGGCCACCAAGUUCCCCCCUUCCAACGCGCCGGUCAGGUUCGACAGAGUCCUGUACAACGGGCUAAACGACUACAACCCGACCACUGGGAAAUUCACCUGCACGUUCCCCGGCGUGUACUACUUCACGUACCACAUCACCGUGUACUCACGGAACGUGAAGGUGUCCCUGGUGAGGAACGGGGCCAGCGUGCUGCACACCAAGGACAGCUACCAGGGCUCCGAGGACCAGGCCUCUGGCGGGACCGUCCUGGAACUCAAGGCCGGGGACCAGGUUUGGGUGCAGGUGGCCGGCGGGGAGACCUUCAAUGGCCUGUUUGCCGACCUCGACGACGACACCACGUUCACAGGAUUCCUCCUGUUCAGCUAUUAACCCUCCCACACCUUGGGGGUCGCCUCCCGGCUGACGUAUCCACCCGGAAUGGGGAAUCCGUGGCUUGGCAACCCUGGCUUCCAUGAAAAAUCGGGGCCGAGGGGAAGA